AUGAAAGAAUUGUUACGGGCGAAAGAAGUGAAUGUGAAGGACAGCCGGUGCAUCGUCAUUGACCCCGGCGAUCAAGCACUGCACCUGAAGCUACAUUGGAUGCUGCAUACCGUGCCGGAUGAUGACAUUCGUGAAGCCCUGGCACCCUACGGCCGAGUCACCGACGUGGCGAGGGAAAAGUGGCGUGUGCUCGGCCUUCAGGAUAAAGGCUCUUCGACUCGACUGGUCACCCUGGUGCCGAGGAAGGGCCUGGGGGCGGAUGACGUACCCCAUCUGCUACGCAUAGCAGGUGAGGAAGCCCUAGUAAUUAUUCCCGGAAGAGCACCACUCUGCCUUCGGUGCCGCAACACAGGACACAUCCGGCGCGACUGCCGCGUCCCGCGCUGCACACGUUGUCGCCGUCACGGCCAUGAAGAGUCGCAGUGCGUGAGGACGUACGCAAACGUGGCAGUGCCAACGGCCGCAGACGAAAACGCUGAACUUCUUAUGGAUGAAGUGGAAGCUGAGGAAGCCUCAGCCGGAAGCGUCAAGGAGGCGAAAGCCUCUGCGACGGAAUCGGCGAAACCGCAGGGACAAACGGCCGGAGCAGCGCGUGGGCCAGGAACACCUUCAAGACAUGUGAACAAGGACUCGACCAUCGACGCCCAAAAAAAGGACACAGCGACGAAGACAGCGCCGGACAUCUCGGAAUCAGCUGGCAGCGAACCUAUGGACGUAACCAAGGCUGGAGGCUCGAUAGGGAAGAGGACGCGAGAGGAGUCAACGAACGACGGCACGAAGACUGACGCAAUGAACAGCGAGGAACCACCGCAAAAGGCGGCGGGAAUGCGUCGGUUCUCAAUACGGCCCUCGCCGAAUAUCCCGCCGGACAAGAGAACGGCGGAAACGGCACCUAAGUAG
This is a messenger RNA of Rhipicephalus sanguineus (brown dog tick), 900 nucleotides long. RefSeq lists its product as uncharacterized. Gene Ontology annotation, molecular function: zinc ion binding; nucleic acid binding. NCBI's taxonomy places the organism in Eukaryota, Metazoa, Arthropoda, Arachnida, Ixodida, Ixodidae. The coding region runs from base 1 to 900 and encodes 299 amino acids. The transcript has a single exon. The record is from RefSeq and is a predicted model, not a curated record.